AUGAGUCUGCUUCCACCAGAGGACGAGGGAGACGACGGGAUCGAGGUAGCAUGGGAGGACCAACAGCGGAUCAACACCUUCUCCAAGCUCAACAACAGACUCUCGGACAUUCAGGACCAGCUCAAGGGCAAACAGGAGGAGAAGGAAUACUAUGACGACCUCGAGACGGAGCUGGAGUUAGCGUACGAUGAUGCCAAGGUGCUUUACAAGAUGGGAGAGGCAUUCUUCCAUCUCGGAUUGAGUGAAGCCAAGAGGCAGUUGCGGAGAGAUCUCAAAAAGUAUGACGGGGAGAUACAAACGCUGGAAGGUAAAGCGGGAGAGUGUGAGCGGGGUAUGAAGGAGCUGAAAGUCUUAUUGUGA
Dioszegia hungarica is the source of this 360-nucleotide messenger RNA. RefSeq names its product Prefoldin beta-like protein. The transcript has 4 exons. Lineage: Eukaryota; Fungi; Basidiomycota; Tremellomycetes; Tremellales; Bulleribasidiaceae. Gene Ontology annotation, biological process: protein folding. The coding region runs from base 1 to 360 and encodes 119 amino acids. The record is from RefSeq and is a predicted model, not a curated record. Gene Ontology annotation, cellular component: prefoldin complex; cytoplasm.